CAAACGGACGGACUUGUUGUUGCAACGAUCAGUGAUCAGUGAUCAGUGUCAAGGUGAAGAUCCAACGUUUAUUUAUGAGGAGAAGUGAAAACUUCGAAUGUUUCAGGCGACGAUAGACAAAUUAGAUAUUAUGCCAACUAGGAUACCGAGAUGAAAUUAGCUUUAUUCCUAGGAUUUUCCUUGAUGGUGAUUCCCCAAUGGAUUUUCGCCUCUAACAGCACGAAUUUAAUGACCCAACAUGGGGAACACAAGGAGAUACUCUUAGACACAGUCGUUAGAAAAUUAAGGAAUUAUUGGCACCAGUACGGCGAUGACGGUAAUACUUUUAUCGGUAGAUGCUUCGGCCUGGCGAAGAGGAUACGAUCCCUGCUGCCGCAGGCGAUAUUCCUGAUGGGCGUGAUCAGCACCCUGCUGGUGUUCCUCACGUUCUUCUCGAUGAAGACGCUCGGGCUGGUGGGGGCGCUGUUGUUGUUCAACGUCAGCGGGGCCGUCGCCAAACUGGCGGCCUUCUUCGCGGGCAAAGCGGAAAAACGGCCGCAAACGGUGCAUUUCCACGUGCACAAAGAUGAUGAUGACUAUCAUCACUAUCCUCACGGCCACCGCGAUUAUUACGGCGACCAUUCGGGGCCGGGAUACAUGCAGGAGUGGGACAGGACCUCUCGCUACGGGCAGGACUUCGAUUUGGAUAAAUUGGAGUCCUAUAAUCUCUAUAAUAAAUUGCUGGACAAUUUGUCGACGAGAUAUUAGUGUUAAUUUAGGCGAUUUUGUACAUAUUUAUUUAUUUGUUUUUAUGUUAAAUGUUUACCAAAAGGAUUUGAAGGAGGAUAAUGAGAGAUUAGAGUGGAGGAAAAUAAGAAAAAAGAAACAAAAAUAUUUAUAUUAUCUACUUCUUUGAUAACUAUAAUUGUAAAAACUACAUUAUUUACUAAAAAAUUAAAUCCACCGAAAAAGAGUUAUAAAUUAAUUCUAUUAUACAUAGUGAUUAAAAAAAUCCUUUAAAUUCUAAGGAUAGACUCCAGGAUCAUUUGUAUCGAUACAAAUUCCAGUAGGCAGGCAUAUUUUUUGCAUCAAUUUCGUCACGUUCACGUCGAGUUUCUUCUUAGUAACGAAUAGAUUGAAAAUUUUCUUGGUAUCAGAGGGAUUGAUAUCGUAGCUCUGGAAUUAGUCGAAUUGCGAUAAAAACUAAUAAAUUAACCGUCUCAAAAAUAGGAUUAGAUUGUUUGUUUAAGGAUUUAAGGAUUAACCGUUCCCGCAAUUGAAAAACCUGACGAAAACAUUCCGAAAGUGUCGCGUUAUCGAUGAUUUUAUCUAAUCGGGUUAAUUCGAAUGAAUUUAACAGGUUUUUUUUUGUGUUUAAAAUUGUCGGUUUUUUACGUGUAUUAUUUUAAAUGUUACCGUUUCUCUCUACAUUUUUUAGCAGGAUAGAGGCUUUUUUCAUAUAAGUUAAAUUAUUACAAAAAUUUCAAAUACUCACUUUAGGAGUAAGUUGUGGAUUCU
Molecule: messenger RNA, 1497 nt
Organism: Phyllotreta striolata
Lineage: Eukaryota; Metazoa; Arthropoda; Insecta; Coleoptera; Chrysomelidae
Source: the annotation of a GenBank genome assembly